CCAAGCAAUGCCUUAGAUAAUUAAGAUCCAAACCCCUUUUUUUUUCUUCUUUUUUUUUUUUUUUGUUGCAGAGAAACUAAUCAAAUUAGGAGAGGGAGUUGAUAGUGUCAGCUAACGGAUCUAAAUCAUAUAGAAUUGAACCGUGUUGAAUUCAAUGAUUAAUUCGUAAACGAGGGAAGAAAGAAGAUGAACAACGAAGAAAAAGAAAAAGAAAAAUUACGACACCUUUUGUACACAAAUGUUAGGAUAGGGAAUUGGAAGGAAGUGAUAAAGAAAUGUGGAGAACAUGUAGAAGGUUUGGCUUUGAUGCUGACCCAUGCAAACAACACGACGUUGCAUUUGGCUGCAUAUGACAAAGAAGUAAAAGUAGUUGAAAGGUUAGUGAGAACGAUUUGUAUGUUUGAAAGAAAGGACAUUCUUAAGAUUAAAAAUGAAAGAGGGAACACUCCUCUUCAUGUGGCUGCGUCAAUGGGAUGUGCUAGAAUGUGUCGCAUCAUUGGUUCGGUAGAUGAGAAGUUAGUUGAUGAGAGGAACAAAGACGGUGAAACUCCGCUCUUCUUGGCGGCCCUCCAUGACCACAAGAAUGCGUUUUAUUGUCUUUAUAACUUUUGUAAAAUGGACCAAUAUCGAUUUGAGAGUAAUAGCAGGAGGCAGAUUAAUGGAGAUACCAUUCUUCAUUGUAUUCUCAAAAACGAGCAACUUGAUUUGGCGUUUCAAUUCAUUCACAACAACAACGAGGCUGCUGACUGGGCAGAUAAAGAAGGUCAAACCCCUCUCCAUGUUCUUGCAACUAAACCAUCUCUCUUCAGAAGCGGUGCCCACAUGACCCGAUGGCAUUGCAUCGUCUAUUACUGUUUUCAUGUGGAUGAACUAAAGCCUGAAUCAGAAGCAACUGAAGCAAAAAACCCCACAAAACCAAUGAUACCUGCUUCAUCUUUCCCAGAACACUACGCCACUUGCAUUGAUUUCGUUAAAAUUUUGUGGGACAAACUUUUAAUCAUCAUCGGUUGGAAAGGAGUAACAGAGAGGAAGGAAGAAAUGAACCCGUGUAACUAUAAUGAAACUGAGGGCCUGGAUCUCGAAAUAGAUGUUGACAAGAAAACUGAAAUUAUGGAAAUCCAUGAAUCAGACGUUCCCUUAGAUACUCAACUUCUCACAAGACCUGGUGAUCAUCCCUUAAAAAGGAAGCCCCCGAGUUCCAAUUUCCCGGAAAAUUAUGAUACGUGUAUCAACGUUUUUCAAUUAUUUCUCUCACCCAUCAUGAUCAUUUUGGGAUUCGGAUUUGAAGAAAUUAGAAAGUUAAAAGAGGAGAAACAGAAACACUUAUGGUCAGUUCAAGUGAUGGAGAAACUUCUAGCAUUGAGUUCACCCGAUAAAUAUGAUAGGACCGGAGAUACUCCCAAGCUCUCAAACUUACAAAAUGACGAAACACUUCCUUAUCUUUUCGAAGGACCUUCCGUCCGCUUCAAUGAAAAUCAAAUCACAAAUGAACUUUCCGACCUCUCCAAUGAAGAUCAAAUCACAAUUGAAACUAAGUUAGAAAUUAAAGGGAAGGCUAUUGGAAAAGAGAAGCCAAUGUUAUUAGCAGCAAAGAAUGGGGUGGUUGAGAUGGUGAUGAAACUAUUCGAACGUUCUCCAUCGGCGAUUCGUGAUAGUAACCAAGAGAAGAAGAACGUGGUUCAUUUGGCUGCAGAGCAUCGACAACCACAUGUAUACAAUUUUUUACUUACAAAAAAGAGUGAUCUUGAAAUCUUGUUUCGAGCUGUGGAUAAGAAUGGUGACAGCGCCUGUCAUCUCGCUGCUCAUCUCAAAACUGAUAACCCUUGGCAAGUCAACGGACCUGCCUUGCAAAUGCAGUGUGAAGUUAAAUGGUAUAAGUACGUGAGGGAUUCAGUGGAACCCAAUUUCUUUGUUAAACACAACAACAAAGGAGUACUUGCAAGAAACAUCUUCUACGCCACACACGAGGAGCUAGCUAAAAAGGGUGCGGAGUGGUUUGCCAAGACCGCCGAUUCAUGCACCGUGGUCGCUGGUCUGGUUGUGACGGUCGCCUAUACUUCAGCCAUGGCUGCCCCUGGCGGUAAUGGGAACGAUGGUACCUCGCCAUUUGAAAUGGAAACAGGAUUUUAUAUCUACUCUAUAGCUUCCCUUGUUGCUCUUUGCCUCUCCUCGACUUCAGUGAUUAUGUUCUUGGGAAUUUUGACGUCGAGAUUUGACGAAAAAAGCUUUGGCUUCAAGUUGCCUGGUAGAUUGUUCAUUGGCCUUUCCUCACUUUUCUUCUCCAUUGUCGCGAUGUUGGUUUCAUUUUGUGCAGGCCACUACUUUCUACUUAGUCAUCGCCUUCAAAAUACGGCGGUUAUCAUCUACCUUGCUACUUCUCUCCCCGUUGCAUUAUUCUUCAUCAUAUCGCAACUUCCUCUUUUCUAUGAUAUGCUCCGUGCCAUUUUCAGGAAGACACCUAAAAGGAGAAGUGAUGAUCCCAUCCCACUUGAACAGUUGAAUAAUUCCGAAAAAGUGGAAGAAGAUAAUAAAAAUAAUCAAUCACCUAAAAGAGAACAAGGUCCUUGACCUUAAUCCUCGAGGCCACCCAGUAUACAUAUUAUACACAAUGUUAUUGUGUGUUUGGAUUAUUUGUGAUUAUUGGAUGAUAAUAUUUAAAGUUAAUUAAAGUUUUAUUGUUAUGUGUUUGACUACAAUAUUGUUUGAAUGCUGUGAUA
This is a messenger RNA of Cucumis sativus (cucumber), 2717 nucleotides long. RefSeq lists its product as uncharacterized. The coding region runs from base 187 to 2568 and encodes 793 amino acids. Lineage: Eukaryota; Viridiplantae; Streptophyta; Magnoliopsida; Cucurbitales; Cucurbitaceae. Gene Ontology annotation, molecular function: protein binding. The record is from RefSeq and is a predicted model, not a curated record. The transcript has 9 exons.